Molecule: messenger RNA, 692 nt
Organism: Eutrema salsugineum
Lineage: Eukaryota; Viridiplantae; Streptophyta; Magnoliopsida; Brassicales; Brassicaceae
Product: pathogenesis-related protein 1
Exons: 1
Coding region: 26-547 (173 amino acids)
Source: RefSeq, a predicted model, not a curated record
CAAAAGAAGAACAAAAAGAAGAAUAAUGUCGUUUUCUGGUUAUAGCUUCGUGGUGCUAACAUUAUUGUCCAUCGUCUUAACUCAAAUCUAUGGUUUGGGAAAAGUAGACCCAAUGGAUGAUCUCCAACCGGAAGAAACGCUUGCGGUUCACAACAAGAUUCGAGCCGAAGUUGGAGUGGCUCCAUUGGUGUGGGACGAUAAACUUGCAGCCCAUGCACAGAACUACGCUAACGUACGCUCCAAAGACUGCGCCAUGCAACAUUCCACCGACGGAUUGUACGGCGAGAAUAUAGCCGCCGGGUGGGUUCAACCUGUGGACACCAUGAGCGGUCCCAUCGCGACUAAGUUUUGGUACACUGAGAAACCUAACUACAACUAUGACACCAACAAAUGUAGUGAUGUUUGUGGGCAUUACACUCAGAUUGUUGCUAAUCAAUCGACACGACUCGGUUGUGGUACGGUCAGGUGUCAUAAUAAUGAGUAUGUUUGGGUCGUGUGUAACUAUGCUCCUAGGCCGAUGGGUGAUGCCAAUACACGUCCGUAUUAAAUUGAUAAAAGUAUAUACAUAUGAUAAUUGUGUGUGAUGUAAUUAAUAAAAACUACAAUACUAAGUUACUAUAAUGAAUCGACAUUGUAUUAUACGAUCAGGGAUUGUUAUUUAGGGAUUUAUAAUAAUAGUACUCAUUCUUGGA